This is a messenger RNA of Ceraceosorus guamensis, 2940 nucleotides long. RefSeq lists its product as hypothetical. Bases 1 to 2940 code for a protein of 979 amino acids. Gene Ontology annotation, cellular component: membrane. Gene Ontology annotation, biological process: arachidonate metabolic process. The transcript is spliced from 3 exons. The record is from RefSeq and is a predicted model, not a curated record. NCBI's taxonomy places the organism in Eukaryota, Fungi, Basidiomycota, Exobasidiomycetes, Ceraceosorales, Ceraceosoraceae.
AUGCUGCAAGCGCUGAUCAUGGACGCUCUCUGGAAGAUCCAGCCACCUUCGAACAGCGACUAUUGCACCACAGCCCAGGGCGCCGCUUUAGACUGUCAUGUUGGAUGCAAAGAAAUGCACGAUGUCAGUGUGCCAGUGCCCGGCCUCGUACCCAAGUCGGGAAGUGCGAACAUUCAUCGCUACUGGGAUCCGCUUACUUGGCACGACACAAAUCCGAUUGUGUAUUUGGACUGUGAAGGAUUUGGCGGAAGCAAUGAGCCGCAAGCCUUGGACUGGCUAAGUAGGGUGGCAGCUGUCAGCAUGGAACCGAGCACCAGAAAUCGAAGAAAUUUGAUCGAAGAGCUAAUACCAAUGCUCACUUACGCGUUCAGUGACGUGAUUGUCCUCGUGGUCGAUUCAACAAAGACGAUGGAAGCCAAGGUCGCGAGUCUUAUCGAGCGUCUCAAAGCUGGUGCAGAGAGAGUGUCGAACAUGAAAAUCAAACCCUGCCUUGUUGUCGUGUGCACUAAAACCGAGGAGCAAAAAUUUGGGACACUGGGAGGAAAGCCAGACGUUGAGGACUGGUCGACCUAUUUCUCGGACUUGAAGUUCCGCAAGCUCGCACCUCUGUCAAGCCUUGAAUUCAUCGAGGACAUCGCAGGGCUGAGUAAACUGCUGCGAGCUCUGCGAGUCAGCGUUCACCAAGCCCGCGACGACGUCGGAUUCCUUGUCAAUCAAAUGCAGCUCACCGCGCACUUUAGGAAGGCAAUGGCGAGCUUGGAACGUGUCAGUGACGGCUCCGCAAGAUUUGAUUGGAUACAAGCUACCAGGGAGCUACGCCCAUUACCCGAAACUUUGGAAGCCAGGCUAAUUGCCUCUGCCAACGCGUUCCUCACACCAUCGCCCGCGUCCGACAAUUUUGCUGAGAUUGUGAGAGGUGAAUUGUUGGCGCAUCUCGCCCGUUGCAUUUACGAUUGGAAGCGAGAUACAGCCUCAGAUAUCAUGGAGGAUUCGAUACCCAAGAUGUUCAAAGAAGAGCUUUCAUCUCUGGAGGAACAUGUGAAAAACCUCGAGCCGUGCGCCUACGCAAACAAAGUUGGACAUGCAUGCAUCAAUCUUCGUGGGAGCCAUCAGAGACACCAAUUUCUGGACAAGUCGGGCUCCCCUGCAAGAAGCCUCAAAGGGGAAUUCAAGCCUGCAGCACCUUGGCCUUUACCGGCAUUCGAAGUUAUUGUUCGCCGCCAUCUAGCAACUGUACGUCAGCUGUACGAAGAUGCAGGUGUUUCCAAAGCGUACUCUUCGCUCCAAAAACCCAGAGAUUGCUCACAAACGCCAGGGUACUUGCUAUCAAGACCGAAGAGCAACUCUGUCUGCCUUAGGUGUCUCAUCGAUCCUCCGCACUAUGCGCUCAAGUGCGGACAUGCACUAUGCAAAGUUUGCCAGGCUCGGUUCAGCAUCCCUGGAGACUCUGCACGUGCUAUUUGCCCCCUCCACGAGACAGAUCGUUUGGAGGCGACACCAGGUCCAGUGUGUCCUUCGCCACUUCAAGAGGGCUGUGGCCAUCGUAUUCUGUCACUCAGUGGAGGUGGCGUAAGAGGCUUGAGCCAGCUGAUAAUUCUUGAAAAGCUAUCUGAGGCCACCUACUGGAUCCCAAUCGCUUGCUUGUUCGACCUGGUCGUGGGCACUUCAAUUGGAGGUUGUCUAGCGCUCGCACUACUUCACGGGGAAGAAGACCGCGUAUCUCUGACGAUCAGUGACGGCAAAUCCCACUCCAAUGGGCGAGCCGCAUUCAAAUUAGCCCUUAACGGAUGUUUCGAAUCCAAACAGCGCGUCUCUUGGCUCCAAUGGCUCUGGACUACGGACAAAGCGGUACGCUACUGGCCUGAUGGCCUUCGAGCUGCUAUGAUGGGAUUGCUCUCGCGUCAAGGAGGCUCAGGCGCCGAAGCACAUUUCCCUAUGUUUUCAGGAAGGGAGCAGUUCCCGCACCGACGGAUGCCUCACAUUGCGGUAUAUGCCUCUCGGUUGCUGGACGCGUGGGUCUCGCAAGCGAUUCCCAAUUUCAUUAUGGGGACCGACAAGUCGUGCUCUGUCUCUGAGUCUAUCACGCUCCUGGAUGCAGCGCAGGCCACCUCAGCCGCAUGGCCGUACUUGCCGCCACACGUAGUCGGCGGCAUAGAAUACUUUGACGGUGCCUUCAGCGCCAACACGCCGGCGAGACUUGGACAAGACCUUGCUCAAGAGCUGUGGAAGUCUAGUUGUCUCGAUUUCAUUGUUUCCAUCGGCACUGGAAUCGUCCAAGCUCCGUCUCAAGAAGAUUUGAGCCGUGGACCUGCGACGUACUCGCGGAUUUUGGUUGCAUGUGCUGCCGCUCUGACCGAUCACACUGGAGAACAUGGUGCCCCUGUCGGCCCGCCUGACCGGCAAGCGGUCUUCAAUCCUGCUUGGGAUCAAAAGUUGUCGGGCGUGGACAAAGUCGAAGACAUGGAGAAGAUUGAGAAGAAGACUCUCGAGUGGUGCAGUCGGCAAGAAGUCAGCGAUCAGAUAAGAGGGACGGCAAGAAAGCUGCUCAGCCUUACGUGGUAUGUCGAUCCAACCGACCGAGUCGACUCGGGUGGGGUGACCACAUUGCACAUCAAGUCAAGAUUGCCGCGUGCUGAAGCCGUUAAGCUAGUUCAAAAAGAGUUGCAAGAGUGUCGCAAGCAAUCCACAGGAGCUCCUGGAACCAACGCCUACAAGCUCUUCGAGAUCGGAAGUAGGCGGGGACUCAUCUGGCUUGACGUUGAACAAAUAUUCAGGAAUUUCCCGGGCAGUCAGUAUGAAUCGGCUUACUCGUGUCUGCUGGACAUUGAACUCAAAGUGUCGACGCCCGAAGGUUCUGAGCCGCUCGAGUUGUUCAUCAAGUAUGGGCAUGGGUCCGAAAAGCAACCAAUUAGCAACGGAAACCCCUGGAUCUCCCCAUGA